Molecule: messenger RNA, 372 nt
Organism: Abrus precatorius (Indian licorice)
Lineage: Eukaryota; Viridiplantae; Streptophyta; Magnoliopsida; Fabales; Fabaceae
Product: auxin-responsive protein SAUR76-like
Exons: 1
Coding region: 1-372 (123 amino acids)
Biological process (GO): response to auxin
Source: RefSeq, a predicted model, not a curated record
AUGUCCAAAGAAGGAAAACUAAUGAAGCUCAAGUCAGUGCUCAAGAAAUUGAACUCAUUUAGCAACAAGCAGCAAAGCCGCGCCACCAUCAGCGCCGUCGCGAGGGACGAAUCAUCGUCGCCAUCGGGACCGGAGCUCCUCCCUGUGUACGUGGGCAAAACCCGGCGGCGCUACCUCGUGAAUUCCGACGUUGUGGGACACCCACUGUUCCAAGAGCUGGUGGAUAGGUCCCGCGAUUCUUCCGAGGAGGAGGAGGAGACCGUGAACGUGGCGUGCGAGGUUGUCCUGUUCGAGCACCUUCUCUGGAUGCUCCAAAAUGCUGAUCCUCAACCCGAGUCUCUCAACGAGCUCGUCCACUUCUACGCUUGCUAA